UUUGUUGUAAACUGUGCUAGUAUUAAUGAAAGACCACUGUUUUACAAAAUAUGGCUAAUGUCUUCUCACUUCUCCCUUGUGUGAUUGACUUUCUAGUUCUGAAUAUAUUCUUCUGAUCUUUGUUUCCAGUUCAUAUAGAGGAAGUAUCAAGUGCACAAUAGUAUAUUGGUGCACGUAUGCGCCAACUCAAUCUCACCCCACGGGUCCAAUAUGAAGGGCUGAAGUGAGGAGGUGGACCUAAGUCAGCCCAAAAGGGAUGCGAGAACUCCCACCUCAAACUUGAACCUUUAAGAUUGAAUAUUUGGAUCCGAAGGAUGGGAUUGAGUUUUUGCAUAUGUUUCACCAUAUUUGGUCGUCAAGACAGUCUUGAACAUCUAAAUGCUACUCCAAGGGCAGUGAUUACUUCUUACCAGAUGCUAAGUCGCCUUAGGGAAAGUAUGGUGAAUAGAACAUGGGCACUGAUGAUUGUUGAUGAAUCGCACAACAUACGCUGCACGACGAAACAAGAAGAAAAAUAUGAGACAAAAGCUGUGCUGCAUCUAGCUUCAAAAACUGAUCGCAUCAUAUUGCUCUCGGGGACACCCUCUCUCUCAAGACCUUUUGAUAUCUACCACCAGAUAAAUAUGCUAUGGCCCCGCAUGCUUGGUAGAGAUAAAUUUGAUUAUGCGAAAAAAUAUUGCUUGCUGCAUGCUGCACGAAGUUAUCAGGGGAAAAUAUUUAAGGACUUCUCUAAGGGUACGCGGUUGACAGAGUUAAAUGUUUUGCUGAGUCAAACUGUCAUGAUUAGGCGACUGAAGGAGCAUUUGUUGAAUGAACUGCCCCCAAAGCGGCGACAGAUUAUUAGGUUGAAGCUAAAGGCACCAGAUAUCAGGGCAGCCACAUCUUCAUGUGUCAAAAGGAUGAACUCUAGCAGUUGUAAUGGAACUCUUACAGUUGAAUUGCCCAGCAAAGAGGAAGAAGAUGAUGAUUGCAAGAAAUCUCCGAGGAAUCUCACCCCACAAGAGAUUGGUAUUGCAAAAUUAUCUGGGUUUAGUGAAUGGUUCUCAAAUCAUUUCAUCAUGGAUGGAUUUGGUGCUAACCAUAACCUAGAUCCCAAGUCUAGCUGUCAGAAAACAAUAAUAUUUGCACAUCACUUAAAGGUUCUAGAUGGAAUACAGGUGUUUAUCUCUGAGAAUGGGAUCAAAUUUGUUCGCAUUGAUGGAAGCACACUUCAAAGGGAAAGGAAAGAAGCUGUUGAUUCUUUCCGUUUGGAUCCAGAGGUGAAGGUUGCAAUAAUUGGAAUUACUGCUGGAGGUGUUGGUUUAGACUUCUCGUCUGCUCAGAAUGUUAUUUUUGUGGAGCUCCCAAAAACAGCUUCAGAAUUGCUUCAGGCUGAGGACAGAGCUCAUAGACGUGGCCAAACAAAUGCAGUCAACAUAUAUAUAUUCUGUGGAAAGGACACAUCAGAUGAGUCACACUGGUUCCAGCUAAACCAGAGUCUGUUCCGUGUCUCGUCUUUGAUGAAUGGAAAAAAAGAUGCUGUAAGGGAGAUUGAGGUUGAUCAAGUGUGCCAACUUGAGGAAAUCAAGACCAAGGAGGAAACACAAUGCAAACUUCAUCCUCCAGAGAAUCAUAAUGCAGAUUUGACCCAUGGAUCAAAAUACCUUAGUGAUGAUUUGUCUAUCAAUGGUUUUCUUGGCAUCGAAGAUUUGGAAUUUGACUCGGAUUUCACCAUUAGGACAAUUCCUCUUGAAUUUGAGGAUGAAAGACCUGGCACAUCCUUGAAAAAUAAUCCAACUCCAACAGUACUUGAAGACAGAUCUUGUAUUGAUGUUUCUCUUUCGCCAGCCGCAGCCUUUUGCUCUGUGAUAUCUAGUUGUAAAUCAGUAAAGGCUCGUAAGAGGCUUUCUGGAAAUGCUGGGUCCUUAAGUCAAGCUGCACCUGUUCCAGAUUUUCCAAUUCAAGUGGAGUCUCUGCGUUUUGAGGUUAGCCGGCACACAGGCCGAAUCCACUUGUACAGUUGUGUUCCUGGACAUGAUUCAAGACCCAAACCACUUUGUGAAAAUUUUCUGCCAGAAGAAUUGAAUUCACCUUUAUGUUCUCCAAGUGAUGUUAAAACAAGAACUCUGCUCUUGAAAAAGAUUCCUGCAUUUUGCAAUGUGUUCAAGGCAUUCAUCAAAGAGUGGUUAGCACUAAGACCAAUUGAUCAGAAUAAAUUGCUUGGAAAGCCAUUACAACUUCCCUUGAGCCUGGAGUUGUGUUUUCUGAAAGAUAGCAUCAACCAUAGCACAGAAGGGAUACUUAAAGGGGGAAGUAAGAGGCGUGCUGCACCAUUGAAUGGUGUCAGUAAUCCUUUGCCAGAAAAUGCUGAAUGGAGACAGGUGGUGUUACGCAAUGGCACCUGUAAAGAGAGACAGUAUACUCAGGGCUGGACCAUUGAUGAUGAACCUCUUUGCAAACUUUGUCAAGGACUUUGCAAUGGAAGGCUUGCAAAGUCACCAGAAUAUUUUGAAGAUCUAUUCUGUGGUCUAGCUUGUUUCCAGGAAUACAGGUUAAGAACAAGUGGCAGGGCCCUGCGGCAGGCACUGUUUCAAAUAGAACGUGGUAAGUGCUCCCAAUGCAAGCUCGAUUGUUGCAAGCUUGUGAAACACAUUAAACCCUUACCCUUGGAAAAGCGAGAAGAGUACAUCAGAAAGGUUGCUCCAAACAUUGCGAGUAGAAAGAAACUCCUAGAUAAGCUUGUCCAUGAGCCAAUUGAUGGAAAUGCUUGGCAUGCAGAUCACAUAAUACCGGUCUAUAAAGGAGGAGGGGAAUGUAAGGUUGAGAACAUGAGAACACUGUGUGUGGCUUGUCAUUAUGAGGUGACCAGAGUUCAGCACAAGGAACUAAAAGAAAUAAGAAAGAAGGCUAAAGAGCACCUGAAAAACGCCUUGAAUAAACAAAAGGAUAAACCAAGUGAAGCAACAGAAGAAUUAGAUGAUGAUUCUUUGCUGGUAGCCGUCCCGGGUAGUGCCUACUCCUUAGGAUUUCCUGGCAAUGUUAUUGAUGGAAAAGCUGCUGAAUAGGGCAUGUUUCAUGUACCUUGAGGUUAUUGUUCAAAAAGGGAGCUGGUAUUUUUCACUUAGCCCCUUUUGUGUGCAUGUUAAAUGCAACCAAGUGUUUAUUGUGCUUUUUGGUUGUGUGUAUCUUGACAACAAUCUCCAUCUUUAUGACAACUUUGUUGUCAAUUGGAGAUUAUUACUGCAAUUAUGGAGCAGUUUUAACAGGGAAAUUGAAUCAAGAAAUACUUCAUCUUGUCAGAUGUUGCUGUAACGAAAGUUUGACCAGUUUAAGUUA
Sorghum bicolor (sorghum) is the source of this 3315-nucleotide messenger RNA. Its product is annotated as DNA annealing helicase and endonuclease ZRANB3. The record is from RefSeq and is a predicted model, not a curated record. Gene Ontology annotation, biological process: DNA repair; replication fork processing. The transcript is spliced from 23 exons. Gene Ontology annotation, molecular function: nucleic acid binding; zinc ion binding; ATP binding. NCBI's taxonomy places the organism in Eukaryota, Viridiplantae, Streptophyta, Magnoliopsida, Poales, Poaceae. Bases 315 to 3044 code for a protein of 909 amino acids. Gene Ontology annotation, cellular component: nuclear replication fork.